ACGAGUAUCUUAAGAUGGAUCCGAUAUAAGAAUUGGAAUAGAAUAGUCUCAUGACUCAAGCAUAACUCCCCGGAAUUGUUGAUAGGACACAAGACUAGGUUACCAGUUAUAUCCGACGAGGAUUCGCUGUUUAUAACCUAUAAUCUUGGGCCUUCUUGACAAGUUUGAGAUACAAGUUCAAGAGUAAACUUCAAAUAACCCUUUCAAAAUGCCUUCUGUCGACCUUGAAUACCCCAAGCAACCUUACAGCAAGGUUAACCGAUAUGACUCUCGAGCUACCUAUGCUCUAGAGACUAUCCACCAGAUAGUGAACGCCUGUCCUAUUCUUCACGUCUCCUUCGCCGUUCCUAACUCCCCCUUUCCUACAAUCCUACCUAUGAUAGGACAGAUGGGCUCGUUUGACCGGCCUAGCGCGGAUACGGGGGAUGUACUCGAGUUAUAUCUUCACGGCUACGUUUCAUCGCGUUUCGUGAACUUAUCGCGGAACGCCACCAACGACACCGCCUCGUCAGGGGAGGAAGAGGGACUGCCGAUAUGUGUGGCCGCCAGCCAGGUGGAUGGCCUAGUCCUAUCACUCACUCCCAACUCGCACUCUUACAACUACCGUUCGGCAUCACUAUUCGGGCACGCGAAGCUAGUGACCGAUAUCGAGGAGAAACAAUACGCCAUGGAACUCAUCACCAACUCCGUAGUCCGCGAUCGUUACCGCCACACUCGCGUCCCGCCCAACGCUGCCGAGAUGCAGAGCACCAGCGUCCUACGCGUCAAGAUCUCCGCCGGGAGCGCCAAGCUCAGGACCGGCAUGCCCAACGACGACAAAGCAGACAUGGAGAACGGCGAGCUCCUGGACAAGGUAUGGACAGGUGUGGUCCCCGUGCAUUACACUCUGGGAGAGCCGAUCCCCGGGCUGUAUAAUAGGGUAGAGCAGGUGCCGCCGUACCUGCGAGAGUUCGUCGCGGAUUCUAACCGCUAUGCGAAGGAACUUGCUGUUGAGGAUGCUAUGAAGCCGAUGGCAGCGAAGCCGAAACAUCAUGAUGAGGACUAAUUUCGGUCUAGCCCAGGGGCGUUGUCUCCUAAUCUUUAAGAAUUAUGCUUAUUAUUUAUUACCAUUGAAUAAUCUCAGAGUUGAAACUGGCCGGCUUCAUAUUGGUCUCAUUGCUGUUAAAUCAUUCCCUACCUACCUAACCUACCUCUGUCUUUAACGAUCACAAUCUUCCCAUAAUAACGAAAUAACAUACUUUUUAAUAUACCUAUUCGAUAUUUCGUACUAGAUUAUUCGGAUAUAUACUACAUAUCUAGUAGUUGUAUCAUAGGCAAGUGCACGAAAUACUCGCAGUAACGUUACCGCGCUCACCAGUUCUCCCAGAUAUAGUGCGGUAU
Molecule: messenger RNA, 1380 nt
Organism: Daldinia vernicosa
Lineage: Eukaryota; Fungi; Ascomycota; Sordariomycetes; Xylariales; Hypoxylaceae
Exons: 2
Coding region: 209-1045 (278 amino acids)
Source: RefSeq, a predicted model, not a curated record